UCGGCACCAAUAAACACCGGCUCGCGGCCGCAUGUGCGCCUAGCCGGCUCGUCACGCAAUUAACAAUCCUGUAUAGGGACCCGCUCGUUUACAUAUGCGAUCGCGUAAGAGUGUAGAGGUGCGCGACGCCGAGGACGACCCGGGACCGUUAUGAGUCUUUUCGAGACCAGUCUUGUCCCAACGGCCGCCUGCGAACCUCGACAUAGUCCGUGAAAAUCGUGGAUUUCUAGGCGGUCGUCUGAAACCUUCGGAAAUAUAUUUUCUCGCAAAACAAUUUAAAAAUAUUUCAGAUUCAAAUUGUUUAAUUUGAGUGGUUUCAGAAUUGUUCACGAAUAUCAUUUUUUAUCUCGAUUUGAGAUUUUUCAAGGUCAGUGUGAUACAUCUUACAUCGAUUUUGAUAGUUUUAGGCAUUAAAAUUUUUUAGUGAUUCUCGUUACUGAAUUGUGAUAAGCUUAUUAUGCUAAAGAGUAUAACAAAUUCGUGAACUUUUACAAGGUGCAUUUUGAAGACGUGGAAAUUAUUUUGGACUGAUAAAGGAAAUAACUCGUCAUGAAGAUAUUAUGUAGUUUGAUGGUGAUAAUGAUUCUUCGGCAGGCUAUCGCCGGAAUCGUUAGGAAACCGCCGGCCUUUUCAACACCAGUAUAUUCGAAUUCGUAUCUCCCCGCUGCCAUGCAGGUAAUUUUCCACGCGGUCGAGCAAUUGAAGCUGCUCCAAGCGGAAGAAUUAUUGCAGUUAGAGACAGUAACUGCCUCGCCGACAUCGACGACCCAGUCGAUGAAAGAUCAGCAACCGCAAUCGACGACACCUCAGGGAAUUUCCAUAAUUCCAACUGCUACGACCGCGAAAGUCCAUGACCAGAAGACAGAUAUUCCCAUGGUAUUAACUUCGACUCAGGCGAAUAAGGUAUCGAGUCAAGGAUCAUCUAAGAUUUACGACGAUUCGACAGAAAUCGCUCAACUCUUCGUAACUUCGACAGCGAGCGUUGUAUCCGAUAAUUACCAUAAAGAGACACCUGAAGUGAACGAAGAGACGACUGAAACGAAUUACGAAUUACCGGCCACUCCGGAAACGAAUCACGAAUUACCGGAGCCCAUACAGGAGACCCAAGAACCGAAUCAAGAAGUCUCGGAGGAGAGCGCCGAAAAAUCAUCAAAUACUGAACGCUCCUCCGGCGAAGUAUCGACAACACAAACUCCGCGACACGACGUUGUAUCGCAACAACAAUCGACACAGGCUUCUGUCACGCAAGUGUCGGAUGAUCAGAAAAAGACGGAACCGUCCGUCGACAGCGUCGUGGAUAAAAUUCACGGAAUCGUGAGGACAACCACAUCCUUAUUUAGCGAGGAAUCUGACGGUAGCGACGAGUCGAAAAGUGUGGGGACAUCGAUUGAAAAGUCGGAGCAAAUUGAGGACGAAGAAGAAGAAACCAGAUUCUGUUUACUUGGCGAGAGAGUAGCUCAAGUGCCGCGUCCAAGUUUGAAUCAGUACUUAAAGCGUUCCAAAGUGCCGUCUAAGCCGGCUCUUCAACAACUGGCGAACCUUUAUGACUCCCUCAGCAAAGACGCGCGGAAGCAAGGAUUCGCGCGGUAUGCUGGCUAUACGGAUGAUAUUUUGAAAAUUUUGCAGUCAUCCGCCGAGGGUGGCGUCGGACCGCAGCUGAAGCAGCUGUUAGAGAAGGUGGUAGAGCGGAACGAGCUCACCAGAGACGACGCAAAGAUGAGGACGUCGCAGGCGCUGCGUGAUCUCGACGAUCCUGCCAGUGCGCUCAAUAUGGAUCUGAGACGUCUGUUUCCGUUACGUUAUACGCUCUAAUUUUUUUAAAACAGUUGCAACGUUCUUGUAAUUUUUAGAAAUAAAGGUUUCGAACAUUGCAAUAAAAAAAUAUAUUUUUUUAAUGAAAUAAAAGGUUUUUAUUAUAUCUUUAUGGAUCAUAGAAAGAUACUGAACUUUCUAAAUGUUUUUAUUCAAUAAAUGUAAAUGUGAAAG
Molecule: messenger RNA, 1986 nt
Organism: Temnothorax curvispinosus
Lineage: Eukaryota; Metazoa; Arthropoda; Insecta; Hymenoptera; Formicidae
Gene: ImpE3
Product: flocculation protein FLO11
Exons: 4
Coding region: 550-1812 (420 amino acids)
Source: RefSeq, a predicted model, not a curated record